ACACUGCUGUCGUUUGCCGUUACGUGUUGUUAUUUUGUGCAUUGUAUUAUUUGUAUUGAAAUAACGAAGUGAAGUGAACCGUUUGCUUACUUUGUGAUACGAAUUUAUGCAGUCAAUAUGUUGCUCGGACCACAAAAAUCUAGAGUCAGUGAGAACAAAUAUGCCAAACCAUACUGUCAGUGUUUCAAGAAACGUGAACCAGUGCCGUGGAAGCAGGUGAACCCGUGCUCAUGUGGAGAGGACAUUGAGGUACGCGAAUGGAAAUGGCAACAGCCCGAAGAGAGCCAGAGUUGGGUCGUGUUCGAAGACAACCAGAAGCAAGUCACGUUCCACCCGUUCUACAGUUCCGGUACAGCUGCGGUGCGAGGGGACACAGCUUUCAGCAGGGACCAUCAUUAUUACUGGGAAAUCAAGAUGUUAACAGACACAUAUGGUACUGAUAUUAUGGUAGGCAUCGGCACCGACAAAGUGAACAUCGCCGACAGCCGCUUCAGGUUCACGUCCCUCCUGGGCGAGGACGAGCACUCCUACGGCCUGUCGUACAAAGGCGCCGUGCGACACGACGCGAAGAAGGCCGACAGCCCGGGCUUCUGUCGCGGCUCCAUAGUUGGCGUGCGCGUGGACAUGUGGCAGGGGACGCUGGAGUUCUACGUCAACAGGAAGCCGCAAGGCAUAUCCUUCUACAACCUCCGUCGCCAUCAAAACCUUUUCCCCAUGGUGUGUUCCACCGCGGCGCAGUCAACCAUGCGACUGAUAUACGCGGCGUCCUGGCGUGCGUCGUUACUGGUCGACGCGGCGAAGAUACUGUCAGCGUCAGUCAGUGAGGAAGAGAGGGCGAGAAUACCGCCGGGGCUGUGGAGGCUGCUCAAGCCACACUUCUGGAUGCUGAUGCCUACUGAAGGUGAGUUGUCUAAUGUGCUGCUCGAUGGAGCUAUAACUAUACCCAUGGUGUGUUCCACCGCGGCGCAGUCGACCAUGCGACUGAUAUACGCGGCGUCUUGGCGUGCGUCGUUACUGGUCGACGCGGCGAAGAUACUGUCAGCGUCAGUCAGUGAGGAAGAGAGGGCGAGAAUACCGCCGGGGCUGUGGAGGCUGCUCAAGCCACACUUCUGGAUGCUGAUGCCUACUGAAGGUGAGUUGUCUAAUGUGCUGCUCGAUGGAGCUAUAACUAUACCCAUGGUGUGUUCCACCGCGGCGCAGUCGACCAUGCGACUGAUAUACGCGGCGUCUUGGCGUGCGUCGUUACUGGUCGACGCGGCGAAGAUACUGUCAGCGUCAGUCAGUGAGGAAGAGAGGGCGAGAAUACCGCCGGGGCUGUGGAGGCUGCUCAAGCCACACUUCUGGAUGCUGAUGCCUACUGAAGGUGAGUUGUCUAAUGUGCUGCUCGAUGGAGCUAUAACUAUACCCAUGGUGUGUUCCACCGCGGCGCAGGCAACCAUGCGACUGAUAUACGCGGCGUCCUGGCGGGUGUCAUUACUGGUCGACGCGGCGAAGAUACUGUCAGCGUCAGUCAGUGAGGCAGAACGAGCGAGGAUACCGCCGGGGCUGUGGAGGCUGCUCAAGCCACACUUCUGGAUGCUGAUGCCUACUGAAGAUUGCCUUCCCGACACAUCUCAACAAGACUCUCCCAUGGAUUUUGAUGAAGUCAGCGAUAGCGUGCUGAGCGCACUGUUCCCAAGCCCGUACAUGAACGGGUUUUACGUGGACGGCGUGCAACCCGGGUACCGUCUCGUCGUCUGGGAGGACACCGGCAUCGUCAACUGA
Molecule: messenger RNA, 1764 nt
Organism: Cydia amplana
Lineage: Eukaryota; Metazoa; Arthropoda; Insecta; Lepidoptera; Tortricidae
Exons: 6
Coding region: 118-1764 (548 amino acids)
Biological process (GO): proteasome-mediated ubiquitin-dependent protein catabolic process
Cellular component (GO): SCF ubiquitin ligase complex
Molecular function (GO): protein binding
Source: RefSeq, a predicted model, not a curated record